Molecule: messenger RNA, 1857 nt
Organism: Necator americanus (New World hookworm)
Lineage: Eukaryota; Metazoa; Nematoda; Chromadorea; Rhabditida; Ancylostomatidae
Exons: 14
Coding region: 1-1857 (618 amino acids)
Biological process (GO): regulation of transcription by RNA polymerase II
Cellular component (GO): nucleus
Molecular function (GO): DNA-binding transcription factor activity, RNA polymerase II-specific
Source: RefSeq, a predicted model, not a curated record
AUGUCCUACGAUCUUCCCACCAAAGCAGCAUUUUUUUCGGAUGAGUUACGAGCUGUGCUCGAUUUCUUCGGUGUUCGACUUGAUGUAGCAUAUGCUGGGAAUAGGUUUUUUGAAGUGACAUUGCAGUUCAGGUGCGGUACCGUCCAUAAACUUUACCUGGAUUUCGCUUCUUUACUGGUACGACGUUCUAUGCUCAACGUCUUAUCUUCAGUAAUGAAUCCUGCACUUUAUCAAGCAUUUUCAUCGCGUUUGAAUCACCGUUUCAUCUCUAGUUCGUACGGAAGCAGAUUGGGGAACGAAAGGAUUGGAAUUGUGAUGCUUUCUCAUAUUUCUUCGUAUGGAGAUGAUAGAUUUCCCAGAGGAGCUGCUAAGGGAGUAAAUCGAAGUAGAGUGAUUCCUCUUCCAUACACAGCAAAUCAUGGCUCCGAUGUGAAUCCUCCGAAACGUAGACGAACUACAGUUGCCUCAUUAUUGGGAGAAGCCGAAUACUUCGUUUGCAAGCAAUGUUUCAAGUCAUUUAAUCGUCGCUCAAAUAUGACUCGUCAUAUGGACAGAAUUCACUGUGAACGCGUCGUUUUCAACUGUCCUUACUGUCCUGCUGUAUAUAAACACGCUUUCCAUUUUGCUGAUCAUCUCCGCAGUCAUGAAGAUGACCCCCAAUUUGCAUGCGAAAGCUGCGAGAAGAAGUUCACGUCGCGUAAUCAACUCCGAGCUCACAAGAGAAGAAAUUGCUUAGAGCCUCCAUCUAAAAAGCAUCCUUGUGUUUCCCGUAGACGAGCACAGUAUGACCCGCAACCUGAUGCAUGUUCGUCAGAUGCUGGAUGGAAAAUGGACUCAGUUCAGCAAUUCUCUCGAAGCGACUUUAACAAUACUUUCGCCCAUGUUUUGUCGUCUGGAAACAACUCGCUGAUGGGGAUGUCGUUGACCGGUGCACUACCGUUGGAAACCUUCCCUUCUAUCAGCAACGGAUGUCCCGUAGAAUGUCUGACUACCUUGACUGCUUAUAAGGAUAACAAACUAAACACUGUUGUGAUGCUUCGCCCUGCUGAUGUGAAUGUUUUCACCGGAUAUACAUCGAUGAAUGUUGAUAGUCUGGUCUGUGCAACUUCUGCAGGAAACUGUGGAGCCAUUGUGCCUCUCUUCUUGCACUAUUCUGGAAUUAAUCAGGAUUACUAUAUUGGUUGGCAGCCGGAGGCUCAGUCACCGUAUUCUGUGCAAUACUCAGGAAAUCCUCUUUGCUACCUAUGGCUUAAUAGCAGCUAUGUAACUGCAUUGAACACUACUAUCUCUUCUAUUAUACUCAACAGCACCACUGCAAACUUUAAUGCUUCCGUUUCCACAACACCAAACCCUUCUAGUCAGAAUUUGACAACAACGGGUUUUUCUCCUGCAACAACAUCACAACCGAUUACUGUAAAUACUACAACUACUUUAUUAAACGGAAGUACUACUACUUCAUCUAAUUCAACUAUCGGGACAACCUCGGCAUAUGUUACAACUACUUCGCCUUUUGUGGCGUCCAAUGAUACCAUUCCAUCUACGCCAACUUACGACCACCACGGAGAAAAGAAGAAAAGGUCUACCUCGAAUUUCUGGCCUCUUGUCCUCGCAGGAGUGGUUGGUCUGGGAGUGCUGGUGAUCACAAUACUGGCCUUAUCCACGCUAAGCAUCAUCAGAUCUGGCAGACGUGCGAUUCGUCCUCAGAAAACCUCAAAUAGCCCACCUCCACCGUACCCGUAUACACAGGAUACAUCCAGCGAUCUGCCACCUGCCCCUGUUUCUUCUAUGCCUGCUCCACAGCCACUUUCCGUGAACGCAGCGGCAGACUUACCGUUAGCACCAUCAGGGUACACAUAA